UUGCCAGAGUUUUUGCCCAAUUUUUGUCAUAUUUUCUAGUUAUAAAUUAGCAAAAAAUUCUGAUACAGAUCAAAUAAAAAUGUUUUGGCGUGCAUUAGUUGUUUUAUUUAUAAAUAUUUUGAUGAGUUUACUGGCUGGUUUGGCAAGUUAUCAUUUUAUGUUACAAUUUUUGCCUAUAUUUAUUCAACGAAAACUUUAUGGUUUAGAUCAAUGUAAGUUAGAUAAAAAGCCAGUACCAGAACCUAUUGGGGUUAUCGCUGCAGCGAUUUAUUUAAUUUUUCUUUUCACUUUUAUUCCACUACCUUUUUAUGAUUUAAUAAAUCAGAGGGCAAUAUUUACUGGUGAAAAUGGAUCAACAAACAUUGAAUGUGAUAAUUCUUCUUUUCUCAAUUUGCUGUCUCUUUUGGCUGGACUUGUAAGUAUCUGUACAGCUGUUUUAUUGGGAUUUGCAGAUGAUAUUCUUGACCUUCGUUGGCGCCACAAACUUUUAUUUCCAACACUUUCUUCUAUGCCUCUUCUUUUAGUUUACCUUCUUUCAACUGUUUUAUUGCCACAUUUUUUACAAAAAUAUUUGGGAGGUGCUAGCUUUUUGGAUAUUGGGCCGUUUUAUUAUGUUUAUAUGGUUUCUCUGGUUAUUUUUUGCACUAAUGCAAUUAAUAUAAUUGCUGGAAUUAAUGGAGUUGAGGUUGGACAGUCUUUGGUUAUUACAGCUAGUAUUGCGGUUUUUAAUACAAUUCAGGUUAUCCGUUCAAUAGAUUCAAUACAAUUAUGGCAUCACGUUCUUUCCCUUUGUUUUAUUCUUCCUUUUAUUGGCACAUCAACAGCUUUAUUUAUUAUCAACAAAUAUCCAGCCAAAGCAUUUGUUGGCGAUACUUAUUGUUAUUGGGCUGGAAUGACAAUUGCAGUUUCUGCUUUAACUGGACGUUUUUCAAAAACUUUGUUGCUUUUUCUUCUUCCACAGAUAAUAAAUUUCAUUUUUUCCUGUCCACAACUCUUUCAUUUCGUUCCCUGUCCUCGUCAUCGACUUCCACGUUUAAAUGAAAAUGGAAAAUUAGAAAUGAGCAUGGUAGAAUUUCAACCUCACAAAUUGUCAAAAAUUGGAAAUCUUUGUUUUCGAAUACUUGGAAUGACUAGAUUAAUUUAUUACAAGGAAUACAUUAAAGAUGGAGAAAGUUGGGUGUCAAUGAAUAACUUAACAAUCCUCAACUUGUUAUUAAAAUUCAAUGGACCUCAAUUUGAAUGGGAAUUAAUAAAUAAAUUUAUUAUUUUACAAAUUUUGUGUUCUAUAUUUGCCUUUUUUUGCCGAUUUUGUUUGGCUCGGAUUUUCUAUGAUGAAGUUAAUUAA
This is a messenger RNA of Meloidogyne enterolobii, 1345 nucleotides long. NCBI's taxonomy places the organism in Eukaryota, Metazoa, Nematoda, Chromadorea, Rhabditida, Meloidogynidae. The record is from the annotation of a GenBank genome assembly.